Molecule: messenger RNA, 4269 nt
Organism: Salvelinus sp. IW2-2015
Lineage: Eukaryota; Metazoa; Chordata; Actinopteri; Salmoniformes; Salmonidae
Product: polyhomeotic-like protein 2
Exons: 16
Coding region: 260-2947 (895 amino acids)
Biological process (GO): negative regulation of DNA-templated transcription
Cellular component (GO): PRC1 complex; nucleus
Molecular function (GO): histone binding; chromatin binding; zinc ion binding
Source: RefSeq, a predicted model, not a curated record
AGGCAGAGGCCUGGUUGGCAGGCUGUGUCUGUGUUGAUGUUGGGAUGGGGAGCAGAGUGUUAGUAGGGGAGAGAGAGAGAGAGAGAGGCUAAUGUUUGAAUCAACCACACAGACAUAGUCAGACAAAGAGGAGCAGCAUCCUACAGGACCAGGGUCCCGGGGGAUGGGGCAUCACACUCCCGCAGCACGCUGGGAGGCCCAGAGGAGCGACCCAGUACAGGAUUCCUGCUGCCUGCCAGUUGUGGGGGAGUAGGGUUCCAUGACUGAUGGGUUCAGGAGAGCUUGUCCAAAGGGCAGCAGGGGAAGGGCCAAACGAGGAGAGGGCACCAUGGACAGUGAGCAGGGGCCUCCAGCCUCUAGUGCCAGCAGCACUGGAGCCACUGCCACCAGCACCAGUACGACCAGUAGCAGCACUACCACCAGCAGCAACAGCACAGGAAGGCAGGCUGUGCCUCAGAUCUCUGUGUACAGCGGGAUUCCUGACAGGCAGACGGUUCAGGUAAACUUCAGGGUGAUCCAGCAGGCGUUGCACCGGCAGCCCAACACGGCUGCRCAGUACCUGCAGCAGAUGUAUGCAGCGCAGCAGCAGCACCUCAUGCUGCAGACAGCAGCACUCCAGCAGCAGCACCUGAGCAAUGCACAGCUCCAGAGCCUAGCCGCCGUACAGCAGGCCAGUAUUGCGGCAGGAAGGCAGAGCUCCACCCAAAAUGGCACUUCAUCCCAGCAAACAGGAUCAUCCCAGGCCACAGUGAGUGCAAUUAACCUGACCACGUCCCCGGCUGCARCCCAGAUGAUCAGCCGAACCCAGAGUGUCAGCUCGGCCCCAGCCGGCAGCAUCUCCCAGCAGGCCGUGCUCCUGGGCAGCUCGUCCAGCCCCACCCCCCUCACUGCCAGUCAGGCUCAUAUGUACCUGCGUGCCCAGAUGGCACAGCAAAGCAACCUUGUGCAAGUAGCUAGGAGCCUAGGCCGUGCUGUUCCUUUGUCCCCCCAGCUCAUCUUCACACCUACGGCCACAGUGACUGCAGUCCAGUCUGAGAGCUCCACGCAGUCCUCUGGACAACAGUCUGCCCCCUCACAGGUCCAGAACCUGGCUAUCCGUAGCCAGCAGGGGGCGACCAUGUCCUCCUUUCAAACACACAACCUCCAGGCCCUCAGCCUAAAGCAGACCCCUGUUGCCAUCCAGCCCUCUCCCCUGAUCAAAAACCCCAGCCAGGGGAGCCGGGGCUCUGGGGGGAAGGGCAGCCCAUCCGACGUCCCCUUAGAUGGGAGCAAGAAGGGGGASAGCAUUGUGACGGAGGUGUGCGCUAUAAACAUGAGUCGCAGCGUCACRGCUUUGAGUGGCCAGCCUCUCAGCACUCCAGCAUACACCCAGAUCCCUUCCCACUCCCUGGUCCAGCAGCAUAAGCAACAUCAGUUUGUGAUCCAGCAGACCCAUGCUUCCCAGAGGACCCAGGGACAGCUGCUGCAGACUGCCUCCAUCCAACCCCACCUGCAGACUCCCUCCCUGGUCCCCCAGUCCCCCAGCCAGGCAGGCCCUGUCCCUGUGCUACCCAAGCCUGCCUCUCACCACCAGCCCUCUACACCCAGCCAGCAGGCAACCAUCUUCCACUCCACCAUCAGCCCACAUGCUCUCCACUCCAGCCUGAGCCAGACCAAAGCCCAGCCAGUGCAACUCACAGCCAUCAACCUCCAGAUACAACCAGCGCUCUCACAGGCUUCCCGAUUGGUCCAGGACCGUAAAGGACAGGAGAAGCCAAAGUCAUUGGUGGUCAGGGAUCUCUGCCCGACUCCCAGUGUAGAGCAGCAGCCCACCCCAUUUACCCCCUCUGCCCCGUCUCCACCACAAGCCACCAAGCCAGCAGAGCAGCCCAAGACUGACCCAGUUAUGCCCAUCAGCCAACUACAAGGAGUCCCUACUACCAAGAGGUUGAAUGCACCUGAGACACCACCCCCAGCCAUGACAUCAGGAAAUGAGAACGAGGCACCCACUGUGAUCGGCAGCACCCCCCAGAAUGGAGAGAACAAGCCACCCCAGGCCAUCGUCAAGCCCCAGGUCCUCACCCACGUCAUUGAGGGCUUUGUCAUCCAGGAGGGUGCUGAACCCUUCCCUAUUGAGCGGUUGCCUGUAAUGAUGGACAGCCCAAAGAAGCUGCAUGAGCAGCUCUCYUCUGACCCAGACAAGACCCCUGUUAGUAACCCCACCAACACCACAGACUCUGAGACAGAGGAGCUGACCCCUCAAGAAUUAAAAGACCAAGAGGUUUCAGAUGCCCCCAAACUGAGAUGUGAAUUCUGUGGCUGGGUGGACUUUGCCUACAAAUUCAAGGGGUCAAAACGGUUCUGUUCCAUGGUGUGUGCGAAAAGGUAUAAUGUUGGGUGCACUAAGCGGAUAGGCCUCUUCCGUCCAGAGAGGAGCAAAGCAUCCAACCGCUGGCGCAGAAGGUCACACAACAGCUGCCGCCAGAGUGUCGAACCUAAGAAGCAGAAGCUUUCCCCUAAACCUCAGCAGACUCAGGGAGGUUCAGUGUCCUCCCCGCUCCCCUCCCAACCCAGCCAGGAGGAGUCCAGCCCCUGCUCAGACAUGUCUAGCUAUGAGGAGCCUCCGUCACCCCUGUCAGGAGCCAGCUCAGGUCCCCCAGCACCCCAGGCGUUGUCACACCAGGCAGGGAGAGGCUCAGACMAAGAGGCCCCCCGAGGCAGAGAGCUGCCACUCCUCACUCAGCACUUCCUGCCCAACGACCCCACCAAGUGGAAUGUAGAAGAAGUCUAUGAGUUUAUCCACUCCCUUCCAGGCUGCCAGGAGAUAGCAGAUGAGUUCCGCUCGCAGGAGAUAGAUGGGCAGGCCAUGCUCCUACUSAAAGAGGACCACCUUAUGAGUGCCAUGAAUAUUAAACUGGGACCUGCACUUAAGAUCUACGCACACAUCAACAUGCUCAAAGACUCUUAGCCAUGAUGGGUCGAUAUAGUGCUGGUUUGUUGUAUGUUUUUGUAUGUCUGUGUAUGGUGUGCGAAUGAGUGCAUAUGUCUGUGUUUGGUGGGAAGGAGUCACACUCUGGGACAAGACAAAACAUGUCGCUAUCGCACUGAUGACUACCUGACCUCUGCACUACCAUCUUUCAUCCCACCUUUGGAUUGGCUACUUCACGGUACGUUUAGCCAUGGCCUGCAAACAGACAACUGAUCAUCAUCCCUUUGGCUGUCAAAAAGAAUAGUUUACAAUAAAUUUAAUGGACUGACUGCCUUAGAAUAAUGGCACUAAUAGUGCUAAAAGCACUGCAAGGAUACAUUUGAGUCUGUUUGAAAAGAGAGAUGUGGGUAUAUCUGAAAUACUUUCUCCUGAGAUAUAAUUGUGAAUUUAAUUAUCAUUGACUGCAUAUGUAGUAUGUUUCUUUUGGUGCUGAUCUGAUGUUAUUGACAGCCAUACAUGUACUUUGUGUGUCCUGGGACAAAUGAAAGCCGUCGCCAGUCUGAGUCUUAUCCAACAGAUGCUAAGCUCUAUUUCAUAAUGAUCACCAACUAUACACAUACAUACACUGCAUGGCCUUUGACUUUGCUCAGAGCAGUUUACGCUAUGCUUUGAGACAUUGAUUUUGGUUUGUGAUAUUGAUUUUGGUUUCAUGUACAAAAUCGUUAUUUCCCUGUACAUUAUACUGGUUUAGAAGACACACAACCUUUUUUCAAAAUGUGAUUUACCAAGACAUGCCAUACCUUAUUUAUUUCUGGGUCAGAUUUCACRUCCUGUGAGAUCUUCUAUGACAGUAUGUGUCAACCCUACAAUCUAUGGGUUGACCCUAGUGGCGAAAAGACCACUAGAAACUCACUGUCGAAAUUCACCAUCAUACCUCUUACUCCACUAGCACUUAAAAUUAUUGGUUAUAUUCUCUUUAGUUUUAAUUAAUACAACCAAAAUGACUUGAUUGGGUCUGAAAUUCAUAAGUUAGGUUUGUUUUGAGUUGUUGAGCUAUUUCGCUCCUGAGAAAGACUUAGUUCUGUGUGAGUCUAAAGCUGCCUGUAUUUUCCUUUAAAUUAUCCAUAAUUGUUAUAUGAAAAUCAAGUAUUUAGAAAUAUGCAAACAUGUAAAUAUCAUGGCUCGAGGGAAGUGUCUUUUUUAGUGUUUUUAUAAAAAUCUUGUUUACUUGUGCUUGUCAUGUAAUGAAUGGUCAAUUGUGUUUMAUGUUUUGUUUGAGAAUACUUUGUCAAAUGCCUGUAUUUAUCAAAUAACUGAUUUUGUUACGCAACAUUUUUCAAUGAUAAAUAAUCUGAAACAAG